Rhipicephalus microplus (southern cattle tick) is the source of this 1268-nucleotide messenger RNA. RefSeq lists its product as uncharacterized. Gene Ontology annotation, cellular component: nucleus. Gene Ontology annotation, molecular function: RNA polymerase II cis-regulatory region sequence-specific DNA binding; DNA-binding transcription activator activity, RNA polymerase II-specific. NCBI's taxonomy places the organism in Eukaryota, Metazoa, Arthropoda, Arachnida, Ixodida, Ixodidae. Gene Ontology annotation, biological process: positive regulation of transcription by RNA polymerase II; cell differentiation. The record is from RefSeq and is a predicted model, not a curated record.
CCACGUUGGUGGAAGAAGAGGACGACGACUCGUCGGUGGCCAGCUCGCCAUUCGAUGACGGAGGCUUUUUGGACAGUUUAGACUCCGUGGGCGGUGCUGCCGGCGAUAGUCAGGAAUCAUCGUCAGCCGCUGUCUCAGCUGUUGUGGAGGGUCACCCGUUUUCCCCAGGAGCAGCCACGGCAGCAACUGCAACAACGGAAGCGACAACUGCACCGGAUGAGCCGCCCGACCUCAGCGUGGCAGGUCCGUCAAUGAGCAGCGGAGAGCAGCAUGGCUAUCAGCUGCGAAGACGCAUCCCGCAGCCUCCAAACGCGUUCAUGCUGUUCGCAAUGGAGAACAGGCGAUCAGUGGCUGCUGAGAACCCUAACGAGGACAACCAGCGUGUGAGCACCCGACUGGGUAAAUUGUGGCGUUCUCUCAGCGCGGCCGCUAAAGAAUCUUAUCAGCGCAAGGCGGCCGUAGCAGCAGCAAUCCACCGAAUCAAAUAUCCUGGCUACGUCUACAACCCACGCGAGGCACACCGACGCAAGGAGCAGGCGCGCAUAGCCAAGGCGAUUGCCAGCAAAGUGAAGCAGGAGCCUUCGGACGACCAGGAGCUGGAAGCACAGAGCACCUCUGCAUCCCUAGGUCCAAGUACUCCUGCAUUGCAGAACCCACCGCGGCUUCCGCAGUCACCUCCCCCGCUGCCACUCCAGCUCAGGCGGUGGGCAACCACUGCUACCCUGGCCAGCACUCAGGCCGACGCUCGGACAACGCCAACUGGCAGGUCGACGGCUGCCGCACCAUCCACCACGUCGGCUGGACCAGUUGCACGGCCAUACUGCGUAACGGUGCUGUGCUGGCCAGUUAUUGCGGCUGCCGCACCUCCAGCCCUGGCUCCACCACUGCCCUAUCUGCUGCCCGUGGCCGUGGCUCCUGCAAUGGUCGGACCCCACUUUGCCUUGCCAGGUCCACAGAUGCAACUCCCCAGGCCGGAAGUACCAGCCAGACCUGGUCCGGUGCAGUUCUUCUACAUGAUGCAGCAUAUUGCCUUUCUAACAUACUUCAAGCGAUUUGCGUCCAAAGGUUUACAUGUGGCGCCCUUCGCCGAGCAGCCCGAGCAGCAGAGGAACACCGCCACUGCCACCAGGAGGGCACCGACCGGAACCGCGAUGCCGAAUAUGGCCAGUCGCCAACAGCGAAUUGCAGGUCCAGAAAUCUUAACUGCUGCAAGAAGCAGGCAGACAUCCGACUACAACAGCGCUUAUGUGCUUGACUUCAGCGCAUGA